This is a messenger RNA of Notodromas monacha, 702 nucleotides long. NCBI's taxonomy places the organism in Eukaryota, Metazoa, Arthropoda, Ostracoda, Podocopida, Cyprididae. The record is from the annotation of a GenBank genome assembly.
CCCGACAGACCACAAAAUGUGGUACUUCGUCCCGUUCGGGGGCAAAUAGUCGUUUCGUGGGAAAUCCCGAAACCAUACCCGGGCCCCAUGAACUUUUCCAUCCACGUGCUUUUUUGGAACGGGUGUCCGGACAUUGCCAACGUGACCUGUGACUGCAAGAAGACCAAGGGCGGUCAGGACAAAAUCGUCAUUUCCGUCAAGGCCGACGAACUGACCCGACACAAGAAAACCUUGACCAAGGACGACUGCAUCGUCGAAAACGCCAACUUCAUGAUCCAAGUGGUUGUGAGAAAAUACACGACUGUAGACGAAGACGCCAGCAACUGCAACCAGCCGGACGCGGAAAAGCAAACAAUUUACGGACCGCAAUUCAUGAAUGUUUCCAACUGCAGUUUCGGACCUGAAGCCAUGAGCGAUAAUGAAAACGUGUCAUCGAAAGUGUCUCCUUGCAACGAAGUUGAAUACACAGUGAAAGAUUUGAAGCCUGGAUUCUGUUACGAAGGCACCGUGGUGGCAAUUGGAGGAACGGACGACGCGAGAAGCCCCGAGGCCAAAGCGUUCUGCUAUUUGAGCAGACUCAAAUCUGCAGACAGUGCUUCAAGCGUUGGAACAUUGAUCGGAGGAAUCAUCGGAGGCCUUGUUGGUUUAGCAUCAUUAGCAGCAGUUGGAAUAUUCGUUUGGCGUCGGAUAGCUGCUCCGUGA